This is a messenger RNA of Clunio marinus, 510 nucleotides long. NCBI's taxonomy places the organism in Eukaryota, Metazoa, Arthropoda, Insecta, Diptera, Chironomidae. The record is from the annotation of a GenBank genome assembly.
AUGCUCACGAAACAGAAUCUAAAUGAAAAUAGAAGGUCUUGUGUUCAGCUGUUACAGAUUAUCACUUUGAACUUCCCACAGAUGAGCAACCAAGUCAUUAAAAUUUCUAAUUUGUAUGUGGGAACUAAAAGGUUUCUUCAUUCCUUAUUCAGUGUUCCACAAGCAUAUUCUCUUAAUUCAUCUUCCAACACAUGCUACAGCAAUUUAGCUGUCCAUGCGACAUUUCAAAUAAUGGCAGCAUUGUACAAACAUUUUGAACAAAAGCAACAACGUCAGAAUGGAAUCAAUUUAGGCUCCACAAGUACUUUUUUUCUUCUUUUUCUAUUGUCCCAAGCAAAUAUAACAAUUUUCAAUGUGCCACACAGUGCUGCUGACGAUCAAUUAAAUUUUGACUUUAAAGAAUGGAAAAAUGAAUAUCAUUUCAAAGCCAAUCAAUUACCCAACUCUGGAUGUGAAUAUUCAAAAGCUACUACACAUAAAGUGCCUAACUUAUGUACUUUUUUUUGUUAA